CUGAUCGAAUUCGGUAGGCGGUAAUGCGUAACAUUGACGGUGCACAAUUUGAAUUUGCUUUCAUGUACUUAUAGUAUUCUAAGUAAAAUACAACCUUUUUGAAUAUAUGAUAUGUACCUAUUUUAAAAUAGUUGUCAAUUGUCAGAUAAAAUUCUGGUUCUCGUAAUGACUAAAUUCUAUUAGGUUCUUUUCGAUGAUUUUUGCUUUUGUAGAUUAUUUUUAAAUAUUUUAAAAUGGGUCGCAUGGGCGGAAUGAAGUGGGAGAAAUCGACUUCUUGCAGACCUAUUCAUAACAUUAUUUCUUCGGAUUUUCCAAAAUACAACCCACAACCUUGGAAAUUUAUGGAAGGUAAAUCCCGUAUAGGAUGGUUGUUAUCGUACGAGUAUCAACGAAUGUGGCUUGAGGAAAGAGAAGCCUGGAAGAAAAGGAUGUAUCCAGAAAACACCACGGUCAAUGUGGAUAUUGUAAAAAGUUAUGUUUUAACUUUUAAAAAUAAUCAUCAGGCUCCAAAACCGGAGAAAAAGAAAGCAUUUAAAAUGAAAAAAUUUGAGGGAGUGGGAAGUAAGACUGAAAAUAAACGGCCAGCAAAUGAUAAAGCAAUGGACUUUGAAAAAACUGCAAAGAAAGAAAAUUCCAAAUAGUCAAGUAAUAACUUAUUUACUAAUGAACUCCCGAUGUCACACAGUGAGUUCCCAAUAUUUCAUGAUACUCUGCUGGUAGGAAUAAUAAAUUAUAU
Molecule: messenger RNA, 736 nt
Organism: Diatraea saccharalis (sugarcane borer)
Lineage: Eukaryota; Metazoa; Arthropoda; Insecta; Lepidoptera; Crambidae
Source: the annotation of a GenBank genome assembly